CAAGUCAUUUUGUCUGUGGUCACCAUGCCAUAAAUCAAAGGCCCCGUAAAGCUUUUGGGGAAAACAUUUUAAAGCUUGGCUCAGCAGUGAGCUGCGAUCAGCUGAAUGGGAAGGAGAGAUGUCAGCCCUGCUCUCUGCUGGUACCUAACUGAAAGGACCCCUUUCUCUGCAUCCAGCUUCCCGCUUACUGGAAGAUGUCAGCAAUUGGAGUAGUGUCCUCCUGUUCCUGUCUCCGUCCUGGUGUGUGGCUGCUGAAACCAGCAAGGCAGAAGAUGAACUCCCUCAGCUUACACACGGCAGCCAGAUGUGCAGCCAAGGAUUAUUAUGAAGUCCUUGUGUUGGGUGGAGGUGCUGGUGGAAUCACCAUGAGUGCUCGGAUGAAGAGGAAGGUUGGGGCAGGAAAUGUGGCUGUUGUGGAGCCAAGUGAUACUCAUUACUAUCAGCCACUGUGGACCUUGGUUGGCGGUGGUGCAAAGCAGCUGGCAGCUUCAGCACGUCCAACGGGAAGCGUAAUGCCUAAAGGUGUUGAGUGGAUCAAAUCUCGAGUCACAGCACUGGAUCCAGAUAAGAACUGCGUCUGCCUGGAGAAUGAUACCAAGGUAUCUUACAAGUAUCUGAUAAUUGCCCUUGGGAUUAAUCUGCAUUACGAAAAGAUCAAAGGCUUGCCGGAGGGUUUCCAUCACCCUAAAAUAGGUUCCAAUUACUCAGUUCAUACGGUGGAGAAAACGUGGAAAGCUUUACAAGAUUUCAAGGAAGGAAAUGCUAUCUUCACUUUCCCAAAUACUCCAGUGAAGUGUGCAGGGGCUCCUCAGAAGAUCAUGUAUUUAUCAGAGGCCUACUGGAGGAAAACAGGAAAACGUUCCAAAGCAAACAUAAUGUUCAACACUUCACUUGGUGUCAUUUUUGGUGUGAAGAAGUAUGCUGAUGCAUUGCUUGAAAUAAUAAAGGAGAGGAAUAUCGCUGUUAACUACAAGUGCAACCUUGUAGAAGUUCGAGCAGACAAGCAGGAAGCUGUGUUUGAAAACCUGGACAAACCCGGAGAGACUGAAGUUCAUCAGUAUGAAAUGCUUCAUGUCACACCUCCAAUGGGGCCGCCCGAUGUCCUCAUCAACAGUCCUGUCUCUGAUGGAAUUGGCUGGGUCGAUGUAGAUAAGGAAACUCUGCAACACAAGAAGUAUCCUAAUGUCUUUGGUAUUGGAGACUGUACCAACCUUCCAACAUCAAAAACUGCUGCAGCUGUAGCUGCCCAGUCUGGAGUGCUUGAUCAAACUAUUUCACUGGUAAUGAAGAACCAGUUGCCAACGAAGAAGUAUGAUGGAUAUACUUCCUGCCCACUAGUAACGGGCUACAACAAGGUGAUUCUAGCAGAAUUUGACUAUGACGCUCAGCCUUUGGAGACCUUUCCCAUUGACCAGGGCAAGGAGAGAGUAACCAUGUACCACAUGAAAGCGGAUAUGAUGCCUUUUCUCUACUGGAAUGCACUGCUUAAGGGAUACUGGGGUGGACCAGCUCCUGUCAGGAAGCUGAUGCACCUGGGCUUGAAGUAACUGCUGGUUCUGCAUUGGUCAAACACUUCUGAAGAAAAAGGACUGGUCUCACACUGGAUCAAUGCCCAUCUUCCCUCUUGGAUUACCUAGACUGAAUAUUUUUUUCUUUUUUAAUUAAGCUUUUGUCCUAAAUUCACUUUCCCCCCCUAACAUGGAUUAACCCUUCAUAUGCUUUCUCUGCUCUUCUAUAAAAACCAAGGGGCCUUAAACUACUGCCAUUACCCACAGGAAUCUGAACUUGCCUUAAGCUACAGAUCACUACUGACCUCUUCUGGAGCCAGCAAUAAUGUUAAAGCUCUUGUAUGUGCAAAAUUUUCUCACUGACUCUAAACUGAAUCGUCUGCCUCCAAAUGAAUGCGCGCACGGGAUUUAAGAGCAAUUCACCGCUAGUAAAAUGGCCUGAAACCCUCUUCUUGUUUUUUAAUUUUUGAAGAGCAAAACCAGUCCAAACUGCUUCAUCAAGAAGCAUAUGUGCUGUCUAAUUAGAGGGAUUAGAGAAAUUAAUGCAGCAGGUUACUGAAAGAACUCAAAGUAGU
Cuculus canorus (common cuckoo) is the source of this 2083-nucleotide messenger RNA. It is a transcript of the gene SQOR, whose product is annotated as sulfide quinone oxidoreductase. The transcript has 11 exons. Gene Ontology annotation, molecular function: FAD binding; sulfide:quinone oxidoreductase activity. The record is from RefSeq and is a predicted model, not a curated record. Gene Ontology annotation, cellular component: mitochondrion. NCBI's taxonomy places the organism in Eukaryota, Metazoa, Chordata, Aves, Cuculiformes, Cuculidae. Bases 195 to 1547 code for a protein of 450 amino acids.